AUGGCUCAAAACAACAGUUUGACCUACUCAACUGGCCCAACCCUCCCGCCCCAAACCAUCGUGGGUAGCUCACACGCCACCACCGUGGGCGCCGUCAUCCUGACCCUCGUCUUCCUCUUGGGCUUCCCCGGGAAUGUCUUUGUCAUCUGGAGCAUCCUGGCCCGGGCUCGGAAGCAGUCCAUCACCACUCUCCUCAUCCUCAACCUGGCCAUCGCAGACGGCUCGCUGAUGGCCCUCACCCCGUUCUUCAUCGUCUACCUGGCGAUGAAGAGAUGGGUGUUUCAGACAGCCAUGUGCAAGAUCCUCUUCUACCUGUGUCUGGUCAACAUGUACGCCUCCAUCUAUAUCAUCAUGCUGAUGAGCCUCUACCGGCUGGUGGCUAUCCUGUGGCCGCUGCGCAUCAGCCCGGUCACCGGCCUGAGGACGACCCUGCGGGUGCUGGCUGUGAUGUGGGUGCUGGUGAUCGUCGCCUCGAUUCCUGCGAUCAUCUUCAGAGAUUCACGUGAGAUUCCUCUGAAUAUCUCAGGAGCUUCGCGUGGAAAGCCCAUGGUGUGCGACUCAUUCCAUGAAACCGACAAAGAAACGGUCCUGCAGUACAUGCUGGAGCUCGUGUUGGGCUGCUUUAUUCCAUAUGGCGUCAUUUUAGUCAGCUACAUCUGCAUCUUACGUCGAAUCCGACAGUCCAAGUUCCGGCGUCGGAUUCGCAGUGAGAAGCUCAUCCUCGCCAUCGUGUUGGUUUUCUGCCUCCUGUGGUUGCCAUACCACCUCAUCAACAUGGUGCAAAUUACAUCGGCUUUGUGGCCAAAAGGUCCAGUAAGAGAGACGCUGGAUAAAAUCUGGAAAGUCAGCCGUGCAGUCACUUCCUCCAUAGCCUUCAUCAGCAGCUCCGUCAACCCGGUGCUCUACUUCUUCGCAGGAAAGUCUUACAUCCGUCGGGAGGGGUUGGAGUUCAUGGCCCGCUUGUUCGAGGGCACGGGGGCGGACUCCGCGAGCAGGAAGAGCCGACAGAACAGCCAGAACAGUCGCGACAAGGAGAAAGACGCGGAUGCUGUCAUGCUCAAGGACAAAGGCCGAGACUCGUUAACCAACUCGAGCUCUACUGCCAAACCCGUGAAGAAUGGCAAGUAG
Molecule: messenger RNA, 1128 nt
Organism: Limanda limanda (common dab)
Lineage: Eukaryota; Metazoa; Chordata; Actinopteri; Pleuronectiformes; Pleuronectidae
Gene: ltb4r2a
Product: leukotriene B4 receptor 2a
Exons: 4
Coding region: 1-1128 (375 amino acids)
Biological process (GO): G protein-coupled receptor signaling pathway
Cellular component (GO): membrane
Molecular function (GO): leukotriene receptor activity
Source: RefSeq, a predicted model, not a curated record